CAAAUAAUCGUCAAUGAGCUCUAUUCUGUGAAGUCUGAACUUCCGAGCGGCUGCCUCUGCAAUGAAUCAGAAAAGACAGCGGCUAUCUCCCUUUCUGAUCGUUUUUGGCACGUAACUUGGUGGCCACACAAGUGCAAAGUGGUCAACUGAGCCGUUAAAUUUAAAAAAUCCAAAAGUCGAGUUAGCGUAUAUUCUCCGCAAAUUUAAGUUUAUAAUACUUCCACUACACAAGCGGCAUGGUCGAAGCAGGAAUUUAAAUAAUCCAGAGCGAGCGGGAGUAAAUAAGCGCUAAAGAAAAAAUGCCGGACUUAGCCGUGCCCGCAGAACCCUGUUUUGAGCGCCCUCUGUUCGGAGGCUCCAUUUCCAGCACCUUUCCGCAGCGUUUUCAGGAUCUGAGCAAUAUUAGGGAGGUUCCGGAUCAUCAGGAGGCAUUUGCAGAUCCAAAUCGUGACGAAAGCCUGAUAAUUGAGCUAUUGGAUCUAAAGCAAGAUGUUGCAGAUAAUCAAAGUGCAUUGUGGUUUCUUCAAGAUCUUGCCAAUGAACAAGAUUCUUCUGGAGAUCUUGUUGUAGAAAAUGUGAGUACCGUUGCUUCAUCAGAAGUGCCAUUUCUUGAUCCAUCAACAGUUGUCACAGCUGCAGUUGGUCAAAUGGGAAUUUCAAAGGGUAGGCAAGGGAGGGAGGCACGCAAUAUAGUAAGGGUUUAUGUUGCAAACUUGCGCCUAAAGGAUGUUGGCACCGAUGUACUAAUUACUGCAUAUGAACCAUUAAUGAUCAGUGAGCUGAGCGAGAGUGCAAGAAGCAUUGGUUCUGGAGCUGCAGUUCCUGCAGCGGCUGUUGGUUGCAUGCCUGUUAUGGAAGCUUUCAGAUUAUGCCUUGCAACGUUCAAAAUUCACAACUGGAGUCUGUUUGGAUCUUAAAGGUGUUAUUUGGGAAUUUUAGUGUAUGGGAAUCUACUGUGGAUUCCAAUUGGCAGCGGUUGUAUUUAUUACUUUGAUAAAUUGCAGUUGCAUUCUGCAAAGAAGAAACUGGCAUUGUGGUGUCUUGAUUUCUUGUAGUACGAGAUAAAGAUAUGUUUGUCUUAAUGUAACAUGGCUGUAUAAAACAUAUUUUCUUUAUUUUUGUGUCAUGCUGGGGUAAUUUGCACGCAUACCUUUUUUCAGCGGCAACUCCUCGUGUCUUCAACUAUUCAAUGUCAUAAAUGUAAUGUUAUAAAA
Messenger RNA from Cryptomeria japonica (Japanese cedar), 1214 nucleotides. RefSeq lists its product as uncharacterized. The coding region runs from base 300 to 917 and encodes 205 amino acids. The record is from RefSeq and is a predicted model, not a curated record. NCBI's taxonomy places the organism in Eukaryota, Viridiplantae, Streptophyta, Pinopsida, Cupressales, Cupressaceae. Gene Ontology annotation, molecular function: small GTPase binding; guanyl-nucleotide exchange factor activity. Gene Ontology annotation, cellular component: nucleus. The transcript has 7 exons. Gene Ontology annotation, biological process: protein import into nucleus.